Molecule: messenger RNA, 3025 nt
Organism: Actinia tenebrosa (Australian red waratah sea anemone)
Lineage: Eukaryota; Metazoa; Cnidaria; Anthozoa; Actiniaria; Actiniidae
Biological process (GO): signal transduction
Cellular component (GO): plasma membrane
Molecular function (GO): signaling receptor activity
Source: RefSeq, a predicted model, not a curated record
GUUUAUUUUAGUAUGAGAAAAAUUGUCGAGUAUUUUACAAUAUUUUGCGCGAUCUCCACUUAAAGUUUGUUUCUCUAUAUUUAAUACAGUAACCUGGUGUCUUGACUGAGUAAAUGGGAAGCACGAUGGUGAGUGAAGCUAGACAUUGGAUCAAUAGUUUGAUGUUGGUAGUACUUACAAUGGCUACUCUCACAAGAUGGUGUUCUUGUAGUGGAGCAGCACCUUACCACUGCAGCCAACUGAUAGACAAAGAGAAUGUUUCUACACACAAGCCAGGACCACCUGUUUUCGAUGACAUGUAUGCAACUCAAACAGAAGUAAAGAGUUGGUCCACUACACAAAGUAAUUCAUUAAGAUGUUGUGUAACUGCUAAACCAGAUCCUGAAAUCAUUUGGUAUAGGAAUGGUGAACUGCUUUCCUCAAGGAAUUACAGGAUAGUUAUACAAAGCAAUGGUCAAGUUGUAACAAUCAAUGAUAUAAGAAAGGCAGAUGAAGGCAACUACACAUGCAUUGCUAAGAAUGCAUAUGGAAAUAUAUCUCACUCAUUCCUGGUAAAAGUAACUUCCUUAUUCGUACUUCAAAAGCCAGUAGUAAUUCUGCAGCCCAGUCCAUGGAAGACCUUUGUUGGAAAUAAUAUUAGUAUUUCUUGUACAAUCAUGAAAAGUGCCCGAUCACCCUUUGUGAUGUGGUUCCACUGGGUCAAAAACAGCAUCAAGUUUUGCCGAGGAAACAGGUAUCAUAUUACAAAAAUUAAAAAAAAGGAGAAGGGAACUUGGCUGUCAACAUUGACAAUAUCAAAUGUAACCAUGGAUGAUCAAGGAAAUUAUACUUGCACAGCAAAGAAUGGAGCAGGAAGUGGCCAAGCUGCACAUCAAAAUGGCACUUUGAUUGUGCUAGAAUUAAAACCAAAAACAAGUCAUCAACACGAAGAUAAUACUUUCUUUAGUAAAAACCCAGUUUUUCUUGGAGUAGUAAUAGCUGUUGGUGUAAGCUUACUCAUCAUUUUAUUGGUCAGCAUUUUAUGGCGGAGAAAAAAAUCAAGGUCUGAUCAUGGAACACACUUUCCUAUUAAUGAUCAGCAGUCCUUCUCAAAACCUGAUGAUAAUCCACUUCUUCUUCACGCGGAUGACAUGCACAUCGAAAUACCGGUAGAGAAUCUACAGCUUUUGAUGCACGCACCAGGAGCUGGCAACGAUAGUGAUUUAGACUUUGAUGUUUUCGUCUCGUAUUCGAGUUUGGAUCGGGAUUUUGUUAAAAACUGUCUUUAUGCAGAAUUGACCACCACCCAUAGUGUGUGCAUUGAUUUCAAAGACUUUGAAGCAGGUCUCUUCAUUACUGAUAAUAUCGCAAAUAGUGUAUUCAGGAGUCGUAAGACUCUCUUAGUUGUUACUCGCAACUUUCUCAAGGGAGUUUGGACAUUUUUCGAAAUGCAGCUUGCACAAGGAAGGCUAGCAGAAGGGCAUGAUGUGUUGAUACUCGUUCUGGUGGAAAACAUUCCCGUGCAUGAAUUACCCAAGCCUUUGCAACAUUAUCGCAAGACAAAGACUUAUCUGGAAUACUUCAAUGAAGAUGUCAGGCCACACUUCUGGGAUCGAUUGAGAUCUGCUAUUGGACCAAGUCUGCGCGGCCGGGAAACAGAAAAGGACGAGAGUGUUUGACUGGUUUAGUUUGGUUCUGCUAGAACUAAUAGCUAAUAAUAUAUUGUAUAGUAUAGCUAAUAAUGUAUUGUAUAGUAUAGCUAAUAAUAUAGUGUAUAGCAUAACUAAUAACAUAUUGUAUAGUAUAGCUAAUAACAUAUUGUAUAGUAUAGCUAAUAACAUGUAGUAUAGAAUAGUUAAAAAUAUAUUGUAUAGUAUAGUUAAUAACAUGUAGUAUAGUAUAUACUUCUAUACCUUCAGAGCUCGAGGUCCACGGUUCGAUCCUUGGGAUCUCCACAUCUGUUUCGACUUCUCUCUAAUCCGUGUAGCUUCAGCUUUAAAUACUCUUAAAACAGAGCACUGAUGGAGAGAGGGGGUAAAGUGCGCACCGUCGGCUUCCAUUGAUAACAGUUGAAUUUCAACUGAAGGAACUACCGACGUUAAAUAUAGGUACUUUACUUUACCUUUUCCUUUAGCUAAUAAUAUAUUGUAUAGUAUCGCGAUCCUCCUAUUCUUAAAUCUUAAAAUGAAGAAAAAAGCGAUAAAAAAGCUAGUCUCCCCCACAGCCGCUUUCAGUGUCGUCACGGCUGUGGGGGAGACUACAAAAAAGCCUGAUUGGUUUGAAAUUCUCACUACCUAACAGUGGUCACCCUAAAAUUGUCGAGCACAUUUUUGAGUUUUCGCAAGUUUUUCGUAAGUUUGACCUGUUUUGAUUGUACUUUUAACACUAGAAUUAAUUUUAUUACUCUACUUUGUAAAAUAAAUAGUUAAUAAGAGAAUUUAUAUGAUUUUACAACUAUUUUUGUCGUGAAAUAACUUCUAAAAGUCGAGUUUUUUUUCGAAAGUUUAGUUUGAAUGAAAACAAAUAUUUGGCGUUGUUUUUCACUCACCUGUAGCAGAAAGCGUAGGAACAGCAUAUCAUGUUAUUAUCUUUGUGUAUCACAAGUCAGGAAAUAAGUUAUGAAGAUCAAAGUUGUAAUAAAAGGAUGUAAAACAUGUAAAAAAUAAAUUUUCCGCCAUCGAUGUUGAGAUUCCAAUGUGAACCGUUGCAUUCACAAACCAGACUGAGAUACCAAAAAAGUGCUGUUUUCGCCGUCAAUCAAAUCUCAUGAGCCAAUCACGCGCGGUAAUUCUGAACCGACAAUACGGGUUUAUAUUGGCGGCUCUCUCUCGAUCAAACUUGUAGGAGGAUCGCGAUACUAACAUGUAGUAUAGUAUAUAGCUAAUAAUAUAUAGUAGUACUGUUUUGUGUAGUGAAUAGUGUAUAGAUAUAGUCACCUUGAGGUGAGAGUGAUCCAAACUCUGCAUACUUGGACUGUUAAAAAACUAACUUUAUUGUAUAUAGUGACUUCUGUGACUGUGAAUAUAGGAUAGGGGAAGGGUUCCAA